Messenger RNA from Passer domesticus (house sparrow), 1542 nucleotides. RefSeq lists its product as uncharacterized. The record is from RefSeq and is a predicted model, not a curated record. Lineage: Eukaryota; Metazoa; Chordata; Aves; Passeriformes; Passeridae. The transcript is spliced from 2 exons. The coding region runs from base 1 to 1542 and encodes 513 amino acids. Gene Ontology annotation, molecular function: nucleic acid binding; RNA-DNA hybrid ribonuclease activity.
AUGGUGUGUAUUACCACAGGGGUACAAGAACUUCCCACUGUAUCUGGGGAGCAACUUGCCAAGCAUUUAGAGUCUUGGAAACCUCUACCAGGAGAAGGGCAGUUGCUGCAGUACGUGGAUGACCUCCUAACAGCCACCCAGACCCAGGAGACACGCGUGCACUGGACGGUAAGCCUCCUAAACUGUUUGGGCCUGCACGGGUAUGGAAUAUCCCAGAAGAAAGCCCAGAUGGUGAGGCAAACAGUCAUUUGCCUGGGUUAUGAGGUGAGUGCUGGUCAAAGGACCUUGGGGCAGGAUGGCAAAGAAGCAAUAUGCCAGACCCCAAGCCCUCAGACACUGAAGGAACUGAGAACCUUUUUAGGCAUGACAGGGUGGUGCAGCCUGUGGAUUUCUAACUAUGGGUUACUUGUUAAACCUCUAUAUGCCCUGAUCAGGGAAGGGAGCAGAGAUCUUCAGUGGACAAAAGAAGCAACCCAAGCCUGUGACCAACUAAAGAAGGCCCUCAUGUCAGCUCCGGCUCUAGGACUUCCAGACGUGAGUGAACCAUUUUUCCUGUUUUCCCACGAAAAACAAGGGAUUGCCCUGGGAAUAUUAGCAGAGAACUUAGGCCCGUACCAGAGAGCAGUGGCCUAUCUCUCCAAACAGCUGGACACGGCAGCUAAAGGAUGGCCAGGGUGUCUCAGAGCUGUUGCAGCAGUGGCAGUGAACAUCCAGGAAGCACACAAAUUCACCCUGGGCCAGAAAAUGACUGUGCUGGUAUCCCACACGGUGUCUGCAGUCCUUGAGGCAAAAGGGGGACAUUGGCUCUCCCCACAGAGGUUUCUGAAGUACCAAGCUAUACUAGUAGAACAAGAUGAUGUUGAAAUUGUGGUAACUCACAUUGUGAAUCCAGCUUCCUUCCUCAGUGGGAGUAUGGGAGAAGCAGUGAUCCAUGAGUGUCUGGAGACCACUGGAGCCACUUUCUCCAGCUGCCCGGAUCUGAAGGACACCCCACUUGAAGAUGCUGAGACCUGGUUCACUGCUGGAAGCAGCUAUGUCAUCAGUGGAAAAAGGCACGCUGGAUAUGCGGUUACCACAAGCAGAGAGGUAAUAGAGUCUGGACCUUCACCAGCAAACACCUCUGCACAGAAGGCUGAAAUAAUCACCUUAACUCGAGCCUUAGAGCUGGCAAAAGGAAAAGAGGUUAACAUCUACACGGACUCAAGGUACACGUUUGGGGUGGUUCAUGCACAUGGAGCCAUUUGGAGAGAGAGAGGACUGUUGAAUUCACAAGGGAAGAAUAUUAAACAUGCACAAGAGAUACUGAGACUACUAGGUGCAGUACAACUUCCUGAGAAGGCAGCCAUCAUGCACAUUAAGGCACAGCAAAAAGUGAGCUCUGAAUUGAAAGAAGGGAACAUGCUGGUGGACAGAGAGGCAAAAGACGCAGCCAGAGGUGAGGUAUUUGAGGAGACAGUGGAGGCAACAUUGAUCCCAGAUGGAAACAUUUCUAUUGAAGUUCAAGAUGAUGCAGAGUUGCGAGAAAAGCUGUGCCUCCAGUGA